CACAGCCACCACAAACACAAGCACAAGCACAAGCACCGAACGGCUGAGAGCCAACGCAGGCGAUUGCGCAAACCGGGAAUGGGUGUCCAGACAGGAAGGUCCAGACCAGCAACCCACACGGCAGGAUCAAAUCAUGCCAACGGGCAGGCCCAAUGACUGCUCAGAUGGAGCUCAAUCGCUGCACCACGUCUCCACCUCGAUCCAGGCUGUGUCUGUCGGUGGUGCGCAAUAACUGUGGGCAACAACUCGACCUGGGCCAAGACCCCUGCCCUCCUCCUUUUCCCCGUCUCCUCGCUUCCAAGAAUCCAAAACGCUGUCCUGCGCAACAUACCAACGCCAUCCAGCCCGCCAGGCUGCCCAGACGCCCUACCUACCUACAUGCGCAAUAGCAAUACUUGGUGCUAAUACUUGCUGUCGCUCGCCAGCUCUUGUUGUUUAUUGUCCCUUAUUCCUACCCUCAUCCUUGCGCCUCUUGUCCCGUCCCUUGGCUGUUUUCUUUGCACCCCACAUUUUCUACAUGACGACGGCUCCCACACGGCAACUGUCUCAGCUGCCGUUUUGACGCCUGAGCGGUUGGACCACGCAAAAGGCCCAACGGCGUCCUAUUGCUCCCUGACAGGGCACGCGCCUUUGCCAGCGUCGACAGCGCUCGUUUAUUCUAGACUGACUGCAGUCUCGCCUUGAAGCAGCAAGCCGAAGAGACCGAAGCCGAAGCCGAGAUUCCUGCCGACAAACAACAACGAGCCGGCCGCCGAAACGGCUGAUGGACAGCGAUCGCCUCCCGCCCGCCGCAACCUACUGUCUCCCGCGCUCUAGCCGUGCCUCUCGCAGUUCCUCUCCGCCUCCAUAAUUCCCCGAUCCCCUGGUACCCCAGGAGCUGCGAAUCAUAUCUGCGCCUCGAUAUCCAACCAGCGACGCAUGCCUCCCUGGCCUAACCUCCCACCGCGCCGAGACAGCUCUUGCGAUCUUGUCGGCCGACUCUCAAGUCUACGGAACAAAGACUUGCGAUACACCACUGUCAUCUGCGAGGCUUCGACUCGACCUGCCGCAAGGCACCGGGUUUUUAGGGCCGCGCCCUGAGCUUCCCCCUUGGCGUCGGGCCUGACUAGAUCCCGUCAGCCGGAGAAGGAGGUCCGCGCCAGUAUGGACCACCAGGCUGCGAUGGAAGGGAUGGCCGCGGCUCACGGACUGUACACUCGGGCCGGCGGCAUAGGGCCAAGCGGCGCCGAGCGCCCGCCUAUCUUCAAGAUCAUCGGCAUCGUCCUCGCUGCCUCCUCGGGGCUCUUCAUUGGCAGUUCGUUCGUACUGAAGAAGUAUGGCCUGCUGAAGGCGAACGAGAAGUACAGCGAGGUCGCUGGUGAAGGAUACGGCUAUCUCAAGAACUUCUGGUGGUGGUCGGGCAUGACACUGAUGAUCUUUGGCGAGAUCCUCAACUUUGUCGCACUAUCUUUCACCGAUGCCAUCCUCGUUACGCCUCUCGGCGCACUGUCGGUCGUCAUCUGCGCCAUCCUGUCUGCCAUCUUUCUCAAGGAACGCCUUAGCAUGGUUGGCAAGGUUGCCUGCUUUCUGUGCAUCGUCGGCUCCAUCGUCAUCGUCCUGAACGCCCCCUCCCACUCAUCCGUCGCCAACAUCGAGCAGAUGCAGGCCUAUGUCAUAACCCCCGGCUUCCUCAGCUACACGGGGGUAGUUGUCGUGGGCUGCAUAAUAACCGCCCUGUAUGCCGGUCCAAGAUGGGGGAAGACGAACAUGCUGGUCUACAUUUCCAUCUGCAGCUGGAUCGGAGGCCUGAGCGUCGUCGCCACGCAGGGUCUCGGUGCUGCUAUAAUCACCCAGAUCGGUGGCACACCUCAGUUCAACCAGUGGUUCCUUUACGUACUAUUGGUCUUUGUCAUCAUCACGCUGCUGACAGAGAUCAUAUACUUGAACAAAGCGUUGAAUCUAUUCAACGCCGCCAUGGUGACUCCAACCUAUUACGUUUACUUCACGAGCUCCACAAUCAUCGCGUCGAGCGUCCUUUUUCAAGGAUUCGGGGGGACUCCGACAUCCAUCAUCACGGUUGUCAACGGAUUCCUGACCAUUUGCGCCGGUGUUGUCCUGCUCCAGCUUUCGAGAUCGGCCAAGGAUGUCCCGGAUGCGGCCGUGUUCAAGGGGGACCUAGACCAAAUCCAUACCAUCGCAGAGCAGGAGCAGAGCGAGACGGAUCCCAAGGCCGACGCCAUCCGCGGCACCGCCGCAAUCAUCCGGCGGCUGUCGAGCGCGCGCCUCAAGAUGGAGGCGGAUGAGCUGAAGAGGAUGCAUGAGGAGAAGCGGCAAGAGACCCUGGCCCCGCUCAACGAGGAUGGCACCCAGUUUGAGUGGGACGGCAUCAGGAGGCGGCGGACGACUUAUGGAAGCACUAGGUCGCGUGCCAUGACGUCCCCCUCUCCCAACCCGUUUGGGAGCCCCGCGCCAACGCCCCAUCCUCCCCUCGGCUGGUCGCACUUCCCGACCCAAGAGGAGCUCGACGCACUCGACAGGCCCUCUAGUCCAGGUGCGCUGUCGAGCAUCGUCGGGACCAUCCGCUCCCGGGCCAGAGGCGCCUUUGUGCCGCCACAAAGUGCGCCUGGGACCGCUCGUGACGACGAUGACGAUCCGAACAGGAACACACAAAGCCCACUACACCCGGUUCAACUGACUUACAUGAACAUGUCUGGCGGCGGGAACGACCAGGAUCUUGAGUCGGGUGUUUACAACAACGGAAGGAGCCCUUCCAAGGCUAGGUACCAUGGUAGCACGCUCAGUGUCCCCGGCACCGCGCGCAGCGCCCCGCCUGGGAGACCUAGAGGUGUUUCUGAAGUGAGCGAUGUCAGCAGUCUUGGCCCCCCACCGACGCCGCCUCCCCACGGGACGCGCCGACAGUUCAGCUUUCAGAGGUUUGGGCUGGGGCUGGGGAUGAGGCACGGCAACAGCUCGCCGCAGCAGCAAAGUCCGCCAGAGCAACUCAAUGUUGGUAGCAGUGCUUAUGGUGCCGGCGUGGGAGGCGGAGAUGGUGCCGCAGACUCCCCGCACUCGCCUUCGAGUCGCCGACCCGGAAGCCUCACCGCUAGGAGCAGGGGCUACUCGAACCCGGCAGCCCAGGAGGCGAGCGAAGAGGAGCGCCUGGGACUCGUGACUGGCGAUACACGGUCGCUACCGUCGCUACCACGCUACGGCGAUGUCUUGUACGAGGACGAGGAGCUAGAGAGGUUUCCCUCAGAGGAAAACAAGGAGACCAAGUACGGGCGCGGCAUCACUAACUCGCCGCCAAGGCAGCCCGCUGGCGAGCAGUUGGAGACGGUAGCCGAGUACGAAGCCAUGCGCAAGCGGUGGAACGAGACGCGCGGCGGCGGCGGCGGCGGGGAGAGCAGCUCCAGCGGUGGAGCGAGUCCGACGAGGCCGCCACGCGGGAACGCGAGGUAGCGGCCCACUGCGGCAGGAAGAACCGGCGGUGUGUAUCUAUGAUGCCUUUUUCUCGCACGAUUGCUGCGAUAAUGACGACCACGAUGACCAGGAGUCUUGGGGUUAGAUUAUGGUUCACGCCUGGGUCUCUCCUGGCCUGCAUGUUGCCGGCGGAGAUGUAAGAUUAUUUGCACGCAUGGUUCCCUACCUGUGUACGUAUCUGGUGACCUGGUAGGUGACCUAACUGGCUAGGGCGAAAACGGAGCUUGCUUUCCUAAAUAUUCUUACGUGUCAUCUUGUACACAUUAGACUUUUGAAUUUGGUCCCGGUGUAUCCGGGGAGUACACGGUAGCAGCAGCAACGCAGUGUUUUGGAGACUGAUCGUAUGUUCUUUGUACUUCUCCUUGCGCACACCAGCCUCAUCAUUCUCGGGGAGCUCCGACUCGGGCGACCUUUUUUUGUCCAAACGAAACCUCUGGCAAUCAGAACUCACAUGUCCAAGGGAUUGUCAUUGCUCGCGCGUCCUCUCGCUAUUGAUCCUUUUGGCUAUUAUUCAAUUUUAUCUUUUGCUUUUACAAGGCCAUCGUUUUGUAUCGUUGAUCAAGAGAUGCAUCUCUGUUUGUUACAAGUACAUGUACACUUCGCCGCUCCAGGGAAUACAGGAUGGGUGCCGUG
Gaeumannomyces tritici R3-111a-1 is the source of this 4092-nucleotide messenger RNA. Its product is annotated as non-imprinted in Prader-Willi/Angelman syndrome region protein 2. Gene Ontology annotation, cellular component: membrane. Bases 1144 to 3438 code for a protein of 764 amino acids. Lineage: Eukaryota; Fungi; Ascomycota; Sordariomycetes; Magnaporthales; Magnaporthaceae. Gene Ontology annotation, biological process: magnesium ion transport. The record is from RefSeq and is a predicted model, not a curated record. The transcript is spliced from 2 exons. Gene Ontology annotation, molecular function: magnesium ion transmembrane transporter activity.